Dermacentor silvarum is the source of this 753-nucleotide messenger RNA. RefSeq lists its product as uncharacterized. The record is from RefSeq and is a predicted model, not a curated record. The transcript is spliced from 2 exons. Bases 1 to 753 code for a protein of 250 amino acids. NCBI's taxonomy places the organism in Eukaryota, Metazoa, Arthropoda, Arachnida, Ixodida, Ixodidae. Gene Ontology annotation, molecular function: nucleic acid binding. Gene Ontology annotation, biological process: DNA integration.
AUGGGAAUCCGCACAUCUACCGACGAGCUGCAGGACAUAAAGGAGCAGAUCUCUCACCUCGCCGACACCAUAGCAGCCAUACGGGACGGCAGCGCGCGCGCGGAGCACCAGCGUGCCGCAGCGCAACCCCAGCAACUGCGACAGAGAAUCUCCUGCCAGCGUUCCAAGAUACAGCGACACACCUUGACAGCACUGGGAGCACUCCCAACCCCGGACUCCCGAUUUCACCUGGACAUUGUUGGCCCACUACCACCCUGCCACGGACAGACUUAUCUGCUAACAUGCGUGGAUAGAUUCACCAGUUCGGCGGAGGCCAUCCCUAUCGUAGACAACACCGCUGAAACGGUUGCCAGUGCCUUCCUGUACCAUUUGGUUGCCCGCUUCGGGGUGCUUUCCACGAUCACAACGGACCAUGGCCGGCAGUUCGAAUCCGCCCCCUUCACUAGCAUCACUCAGGUCAUCAGUGCCACUCGCAUACGUACAACGGCGUACCAUCCCAUGAGUAAUGGCAUGGUGGAACGCUUUCACUGUCAGCUAGAGGCAGCGCUCACAGCAACCGAAGAACACAGCUGGGUGGAGGCGCUCUCGCUCGGCCUUUUGGGCAUACGGUCCACUCUAAAAGCAGACAUUGGCUGCAGCGCCGCUGAGCUGGACUAUGGCACGACACUCAGGUUGCCAGGGGAGUAUUUGUGCACGGCUCAGACGAGACGCCUACUGCUUCCAGUGGUUGCGCACUUCGUCUACGCGAUGUGA